AUGAGACCCAAAGUUGUUCAUGGCUUCCACGUACACAGAGACCCACUAAAGAUUGGUGAAUUCAGCUGUACAGCAGCUGGACCUCACUUCAAUCCUUACAAUACAACACAUGGUCCUAUUACUGCAAAUAUUAAGAAUCGACAUGUUGGAGAUCUUGGUAAUGUGAUUAGUGAUCAUGCUGGCAAGAUUAACAUCAACAUAAAAGAUUCGAUUAUAAAAUUAUACAAUGGGAAACAAUCUAUUGUUAAUCGAUGCAUUGUUCUACAUGCAAUGCGAGAUGAUGGUGGUAAGGGUGGUUUACCAGACAGUACAACUACUGGAAAUUCGGGUGCUCGAAUUGCUUGUGGUAAUAUCGUGCUGACAAAGAAAAGGUCAAGACACUAAGUACCUACAACUAUCAAGUGAUUUUUUUUCAUUGAACUCUUUUUAGCGUAUAUAUUUUAUCUCAUUAUUUUAUAUAUCUUGAAAAUAGCUGUAGUACGUAUUUUUAGUGUAUUAUCUCUAUAAACAUAUAUUAAAUAAAUAAAUUACAUAUUUCGAAAGAUAAAUUUUCUUUUAAAGUAUUCAUCACUAUAGAAGUACUUUUUUAAAAAGGUAAUUACACAUUCUGAUAGUGUAUAAAACAUCUUAUAAACAAUCAACACUUCUUUGUCUAAAAAGUGGUUCUGAACACAAAAUCUCUAAGAAAAUAAUAACUCUUCGAAAUUCAGUUCAUUAUAUAAUCACGAAAUACAAAAGAAAAGAAAACAUUUCGAAAGCAUUAUUGGCUCAGCUUGAGAAUUGAAGACGCCGAUGAACCUUGAUCGAGUUUUACUAUGAAAAAUACAAGUGACUCAGUAAAAAUUAGCAUCACUCGUCAAAGCUGAGAUUGAAACUGGAUUGGAUUUAAUGGUUUCUGAAUAGAUUGUACGUCGAUAAUAUCAUGAAACUGAUUUGAAGGCUUAUGCUGGUCAAAGAAACUGUACAUUGAUAAGACCAAUCAUGAAAACCUUCUGAGUAUGCUAAGAUGAGUGUGGAUGCAGAAAUAAGUGUUGUACCAGUCGACACUCAAACUCACAAAAAAUGAAAGACUCUUUUUUGGCUGUGUGAACUUAGAUCUAGAUGAAAGCACGGAUGCCCAUUGCAGGUAAAGACAAGAGUCACAUAUAUAGCCGGCAUGUUGUCUUAUGUUUGGUAAAAUUUUAUAUGGAUGAAUGUUAUGAAUUUCUGAUUAAGCUGGGUGGUUGAACGAAUUGCAGUAGCCCGUCUAUGCUUUUCACUCACUUAGUUGUCAUACCAAAUUCUUCCUCUUCUUCUUUUCUUUUUCUCAACACAUAAAUCAAUAUGACACUCAACUAAUUGUUGUCAGUUCUUGAAUAUCGUUUUCGGUCGGAAAAUAGUUUGGCAAUGUUCUGAGAAAAUGAUGAAUUCGGAAUGUAUGAAAAUGUUGAAAAUGAUAACUAGGAGUGAUGACAUAUAUCUAACAUGUUAAAUGCAUAUGUACAUACCUUAAUGUUCAUGCUUUGACGAUUAAAUUCAUCCAUGAAGCAGUCUCAAACGUUAAGAAAAUGUCUCCAUCGUUUAUACAGAUGAGACACGAGUUUUAUGUUCAAAAACGGUAGAUAUCAUUCAGAAUUAGAUUUAGAUAUUUUUCGCAUUCUGUAUUUGGCUAACUCUUCUAAAUAAGUAUGAACUCUUUUUUAAUUCAAGAUUUUUUUCGGUGUUUUCGAAGUGAUGCUUUUUGUUUGUUCGCUAUUUUUCUUUUCUUGCUACUCUCAUCAUACAAAAAAAAAUGAACGUAUUUAGUUUAUUUUCGUCAUAGAGUCAGGUCAAUUUGCUGAUUCUUGGUCAGAACUUGAUCAAUUAUCUUUUGAUUGAUCAUAUUACUUUGGAGUUGUUUUCGCUGUUUGUUUGAUACUCAAAGCUUCGCGAUCUCGCUUAUCAAUUGUAUAGUUUCCUUCUCUACUUCCACCAUUUUUGAAUGUGUAUAUACUUUUUCCGUGCCUGUUACCAUUUUCAAACAUGCCUUUAUACUUGUCGACGUUGCUAUACAUUAAUAUGCCUUUUCCAUGUUUAUUAUCAUUCUUAAAGGGACCUAAAAAUGAGAGCAACGUCAAAAUUAAAUCGAGAAAAUUUACUCAACACUUCUCUACAGGCACUUUAAACAUAGCAAAAAUGAUCGAGUACUAUUGAGAUAGAUAAUGUGUUGUUGAACCAGAUCUCCUACUUGUCAUCCUUAAACUGUAAGAUUUCUUUCGUACCAUCGAGUAACGAUGAAAUCCAUACAUGUGUAAUAUAGCACAUUGCAUUUUACUCUUGUUUCAGAGCAUUUUGAAUUAGAAGGCCAGUUAUUUAACUUGAAACAUUUAUGAAUUUUGAAAAACUACUCAAUCUCUAAAGAGCAAAGAAUAAAAGCUCGUAUGAUAUCAAACUAGUAAUACUAGCCACACAAAUUUCAUCCCACUUUUUAUACUUUUCUAAUACCACUUUCACCAGAUAAGUAUUACAAAAAGUGUUUCACAGCUUUUUACUACGAAGACUACAAUCAUUUGGAGAAAGUUUGCAGAAAAGAAGUUUGAAUCGACUGUAUAAUGAUUGUGAAAGAACCACCGCAUAGGAGAAUGAUAAUGAAUCGAAUAACGAAUUAAAAUUAAACUGGUAAAGAGCUUACUUUAAACAAAAGUGUACCUGUUUACAACAAAUAGACAAUGUCGUAAGAGCUGCUUAUCUGUAACUUUUGAUCUCAGAUGACUUUUACGUACACUUUGAGAAGUCAAAAUGAGCAUUGUACUUACCAACAUAUUGUGUACCAUUCUUAUAAGUUGCUUGAGCAGAUACCAUUUUAUUUUUUUUCCAAUCACCACUGUAUAUAUCACCAUUGGUAAACUUCAUGACACGUUUACCGUGUUUUUCAUUAUUCUUCCACUCAUCUUUAUAUUCAGCUGAUGACUGAUUAUAAUACGUGUAUAUACUCUUUCCAUGAACCUUUGUAAAUAUCACCGUUACAGUAAUAAUGUGUGAGCAUUGUUCCGAUAUCGUAUGAAACCUAUCUACGAACCCUAGGCUGUGAUGUUUACCUGCAUCAAUCUCGGAAAAAAAAGAUUCAACUUUUGAAUCAGCUUAGAGACAAUAAUGCAGUCACAUUAUAAAAGCAUAGACUUCAUUCAUCCCAUAGUCAAUUUUAUAGCUUGGAGAUGUCUAAGUUGAUUUUACAUGCAAUUCAUCAUAGAGUAAGCUGAACAUCGUCGAAGCAAUCAAAUAGGAUGAUGAUGCUGCAUAGUAUUUAAAUAAACCCUUGCCUUCACCAUCUUUUUGAUCAUUUUUUCAUUGACCAAUAUAACGAUCUUGUUGGAUCUGUCCAUCUUCAUCGUGAUGUAUGUAUGUACCUGUGUCAUUUGAUACUUUAGGCCUGUUUAUUUCUUCUAUGUAAACAUCUCCGUUCUCAUAAUUGAUUGCAUGGUUGGCUCCUCUCUUUGCCACUCUGAUUUUAGUAUGCGUACUUGAUUGAGUCUCUUAUAGUUAUUGCGUACGCUAAAGAUGAAUCUAAAACAAUAUCGUUUUCAAUAGAAGACAAAUAUUGUGAAUGAAAGCAGUGAGGACUUCCUUUUGUGGAAAUAAUAUGAAGGGCCUACAUGACAAAGUUACGUUUCAUCAUAACAAUCACUUAUGCGUGUGAUGUAAAGCUUGGAAAAAAUCAAAGAAAAAACAUACGGAAAUAAAAAGAAAAAAAAUCGUAAAAACGAAGACAAAAAUUGCAUAAAUGAGCAAGUUCAAACUGAUUCUAUUAACGUUGUUUUACUUAUGUCACGUAAUACGAUCUGUUCUGUUUAAUUUCUUCUGAUCUAAAAAUUUAAUUUCCAUUACUAUCAAAUAAAUGUCAAGCACCCAUUGAUAGAGAAAGCUUAUAAGUAACUUCGGCUAAAAUCUGUAUCGAAUAAACAAAAGAUAUUGAAAAUAAAAUGUUUGUAUGUGAAUUUAAGAAAAGUAAUGUCUUACCGUAUUCAUCGAGCAUAAUUUACAAUAUACGCAUCGAGAAAGAUCAUUGUUUGUGUAAACUCGAACAUAAAAAUUCCUUGUAGGAUAAUAGCUUCGAUCAACGGGAACAUGACGCUGAAUUGAAUUGUCAAACAGAAUAAAGAUGCAAUAUUUAAAGUCGCAUUGUGAAUCAAGUUCUUGUUCUUAUGAAGUAUUAGGUGUUUGUAUUGACUAAUUUCGUUUCUUUCAAAGAACUAUAGAUACCCUGUGCAGCAUCUGUUGUCCGAUGUUUUUCAUAUACCCUUUAAUCAAGAACGAUUUUUAUCCUUAUGAUAUGACAAUUGAAGUCACCGGAAAUGUUUCGACUAAUUAAGGGGGGCCCCCCCCCCCCCCCUUCAGAAAAUCCAAUUUUUCGAAGACGGGUCGAAAUUGAAGUUUUAUCAUAGGAAGAUGUACCGAAGUCUCCUCUUCUAGAAUAUCUAUGGUUUACCAAAAAUUGAAUCGAUUUUGACGAACUUAUCGUCUAAAACUUGGCUUCUACUACCAUAUUUUUCGAGAAAUUUUCAUGGUGUUUUUUCAAGGUUUUUUGACUUUUUAGGCUCCUUUCUCUUUGCAUCGGCAUUUCGUAAAGUUUUUUUUAUACUAAUCACUACGAAACUAUUAAAACUUAAUAUUAAGAUGACAUAUUUAUAGCCUGUCUUGAACACUGAUAUAUAAAUCAGGCGAUUUUCGAAAAAAUCAAUUUCUAAUACUUAUUUUUCGUUUUUCUCAAAAUCAAUUUUUUCGAGUAUACCGUUUACGCGUUCAAGGAUUUUUUAAUAACAACUCAAUAGAUAAGGGAUAAUUUUUUUUUGUUGAAUAGAGGACAGUUACGGCUAGAUCGUAAUAGAGCCCGAUUUUUGAAUUUCUCUUUUGGUGAAAUAAAAAACUUAGUUAUUUCAUCUUUGUAAGCAAUUUUUUUGGGCAUAAUUUCGUGAAUUUUACGAAAAAGGUUUUUUAAAAAUCAAACAAAGGGAAAUUCAAAAAUCGGGCUCUAUUAUGACCUAGCCCUAAUGGCACUCUAUAAUCUGAAAAUCGCCUCGACAUGUUAGCUUGCAUCCUUAUUGCGAAAUCCUUGAACGCGUAAAGGGUAAUGAAUUGACUGGAACUUGUGCAUUUCUUUGAGAUUUGGGGGAGAUAUUUUGACCAUAAGCUAUUCUAGUCAAGACUAACAUUCUCUGAAAUUUUGGUUGAAAUUGGAUGAAAAAUGACCAAGUUCGUUUCUGAGGGGGACCCCCUUAAACUCUUGUUGAGAUAUUUGAUUUUUUUACGGCGUCUUGUGACAUAACGCUGUGAUCCCCCUCAGGUCGACUUGAAGAAUCAACUUUCGAAUUUCGACUUGCAACUUUGCAUAGAGAGAGGUCUCAAUAAAACUAGUUAAUUCUGAAAGUUUCAAAUUUCUUGGUUGCUCCUAUCCUUAAAUAUAAACACUUAACAUUUUGUGCUAUAAUGAUGUGAAAACGAGUAUUUUUUCUUGUAGUUGUAUCUCGGGAUAGAAGGAACCUAAAGAUCUCAAACUUUCAGAAUAAACCAGUCUCAUCAAGACCUUUCUCUGUGCAAAGUUUCAAGUCGAAAUUCGAGAACUGAUUCUUCAAGUGAACCUGAGGGGGACCACGGCUUUUUGCUAAAAAAUGUGAUAAAAAUUAAAUAUCUCGACAGAAAUAAGCUAUAAGCAAGAACUCUUUUCAGUACGUUCAAAGCUCAUUAAGGCCCACAUAAUGCACAUAGUCUCGAUUCAAAAGCGAUUUGGCUACUGAAAAUUGCUCCUGACUCCCUUUUUCUGUCCUCUGUGCCCCCCCCCCUCCCACACUCACACCCUUUCUAUAUAUUUAUCUCGAUCUUGAUCGUUCUGACAAAAGUUAUGGGA
Messenger RNA from Rotaria sordida, 5860 nucleotides. The record is from the annotation of a GenBank genome assembly. NCBI's taxonomy places the organism in Eukaryota, Metazoa, Rotifera, Eurotatoria, Philodinida, Philodinidae.